AUGGCGGCCGUGAGCGAGGAUACGACGUCGCCGUUGUUUACGGGAGACCUCGAUGAAGCCGCGUUGGCCGAAGAGGCAGCCCAAAUGGCAGCCGCGAUUGCUGACUUGGAAGACGCUCUGGAGACCAAUGAAUUGGACCGAAAGGAAGAAGAAACAUUCUUUGAAGUGGCUGCCAAAAUCACCAUUGAUGCCGAUGGCGACGACGACGAAUCUGGGGAGGCUGGUACGACGAGUGACACCAGCGCCAUUGGCGCCAUUGCCAUGAAAGUCUUUAGUGCUCCCAACACCAAUGUGUUUGACGACGAAGAGGAAGAGUUUCGACAACAAGUUGCGGACGAUUUGAAGCAGCGAAAGGAAGAGGAAGAAAAGGAAGAAUUGGAACGUCAACAGGCUCUGGAGAAUGAUGUCUCAGAUGAGGAGGACGAAGAAGAAGAAUUGGGGGUUGAGGAAGGAGCCCUAUCGGAUGACGACGAAGACGAUGUGGAUGACAUUGAUCUGGAGGAUGAGGGAGAAGAAGAAGAUGAGGAAAGCAGUCAUGGCGACCCUGAAUUAGAAGUGGCAGUGGCAGAAGAAGAUGAAGACAUACAGGAUGACAUGAGCAUUGAUGAUUCCAUCACAUCGGAUGACCCCAGUAUGGAUUCCUCCGCUUCAUCCGAGUCGUCGGAUUCCUCUUCUUCCGAAUCAUCCAGUAGUGAAGACAGCUCUUCUUCGUCUUCGUCUUCUCAUUCAUCCGAACCAGCAGAAGAACCAACAAAAGACAACAACCGAAAGAGCCAACGAGGUUCCAACCCACACAAUUCUGCACAUUCACUGUGCCUAUCCGAAAUAAUUGACAAGGAUGAUGAUGGUAGGAAAGGAACUGACAAUAAUGACAGUGACGAAGUACUGUUACGCAACGGAAUUCUGAGGGUCGAUGAAACUUCCAAUGAUCAAGCCUUUAUUUGUGAUUGGGAUCGAUGGCGCAAUUGGAAAAAGCGAAAACUAAGCAACAACAAUUCACAAAACAACAGCAAUAACAAUAGUAUGGAGGAAUCCUCCCAGCGAUGGGGGCACGACGAGACGUUGAAACGCCAGGAUUCACAUUUACGAAUGCCCAAACGACGGACCAGUGGAAGCAGUCAUGACGGCAGCAUCGUCAGUCAAGAAGUCAUGGAAAGCAUCGUUCAAGACAACAAUGCAAAGAAAGCCAACGACAAUGACAAAAACAGCAAAGUCAACACCACCAACAACAACAGGGAAGGAUUUUUUGAUUGGACUGCAUGGAGACAAAGAAAAGAUGGACGACAACUCUCCUCCACGUCAAGGACUGCGUCCUCCUCCUCCGAUGAGGAUGGCGAUGCAGAUGUUGGUGGGGCCAAUUUCGACGAGGGCUCUGUACUGGCCAAGCUCGAUGAGUGGGAGGAAAUGGAGGAAUCCAUGAGAAGCUUGACAUCCAUCGGUGACGACUACGACGAGGAAGGGGAAUUUGCGUUUGAAAACGAGGAUCUACAAACGGCCUCGGAUCAUUCUCGGUCCUCCACCAAUAAAAGGAGUAGUCAGCGAAAGUCGUCUACUAGUAGUUUAUCACCGCGACGGUCCCAUUCCAAAUCGCCAGUGAACAACAAGGACAAGAGUAAUAAUACUGCGUCUUGGAAAAAGUGGCAACGCGACAAGCGUCGAAGUGGGUUUACGAAUCGGUUGACUAAAUCACAUUCGGAAAAGUGGAACGACGACAGUGAUGAUCAGUCGACGAGCAGCAACAGCAACAACAAGCGAAGAGAGAGUAUCAAACGAACACAAUCGGAGCGAGGACUUAACAGCAAGAAAAAGCCACCACCGAUUCCGUCCCAAAAUAAAAAGGGAUUCCGACGUGCGCAAUCAUGGGACAACAGCGACCUAUUCGCCAAGACGGACAUUUUUGACUGGAAGAGUUGGCGCAAAGACAGGCAACGGACGAUGAAGAAAAGCAACUCGGACCCGCGUCUGUCCUCCAAGUCACAUCGGCGAAACUCGGAGCGAAACUUGUCCAAGUCGGUUCACAACUAG
Seminavis robusta is the source of this 2025-nucleotide messenger RNA. NCBI's taxonomy places the organism in Eukaryota, Bacillariophyta, Bacillariophyceae, Naviculales, Naviculaceae. The record is from the annotation of a GenBank genome assembly.